Penicillium daleae is the source of this 1503-nucleotide messenger RNA. RefSeq names its product UbiD family decarboxylase. Gene Ontology annotation, molecular function: carboxy-lyase activity. The transcript has a single exon. Gene Ontology annotation, biological process: ferulate metabolic process; cinnamic acid catabolic process. The coding region runs from base 1 to 1503 and encodes 500 amino acids. Lineage: Eukaryota; Fungi; Ascomycota; Eurotiomycetes; Eurotiales; Aspergillaceae. Gene Ontology annotation, cellular component: cytoplasm. The record is from RefSeq and is a predicted model, not a curated record.
AUGACCAACAACAAACCACACCUUAACUUCCGAGCCUUUGUGGAGGCUCUCAAAGCCGACGAUGACCUCGUUGAGAUCAACACCCCGGUUGACCCCAAUCUUGAAGCUGCUGCCAUUACUCGGCUGGUCUGUGAGACCGACGACAAGGCCCCUCUAUUCAACAACGUCAUUGGCGCUCAAAAUGGCCUCUUCCGCAUUCUCGGUGCCCCGGGAUCUCUGAGAAAGUCCUCCAAGGACCGCUAUGGUCGUCUGGCUCGCCAUUUGGCCCUACCGCCAACGGCCUCGAUGAAGGAAAUCCUCGACAAGAUGCUGUCUGCCAGCGAGAUGCCUCCCAUCCCACCAACGGUCGUACCCACUGAUCCUUGCAAGGAGAAUGUCUUGGAGGAAAGCCAGAUUGAUCUGACCAAAUUGCCUGCCCCUCUGAUCCACCAGGCCGACGGUGGCAAGUAUAUCCAAACCUAUGGCAUGCACAUAGUCCAGUCUCCUGAUGGAUCAUGGACCAACUGGUCUAUUGCUCGCGCCAUGGUCUCUGAUGAUAAACACCUUACGGGACUGGUCAUCGAGCCUCAGCACAUCUGGCAGAUCCACCAGAUGUGGAAGAAGGAAGGCAAAGACGUCCCUUGGGCCCUGGCCUUUGGCGUUCCCCCAGCUGCCAUCAUGGCCUCUAGCAUGCCCAUCCCCGACGGCGUCACAGAAGCUGGCUACGUUGGUGCCAUGACCGGAUCCUCUUUGGAACUAGUCAAAUGCGACACGAACAACCUCUACGUACCCGCCAACUCCGAGAUCGUCCUCGAAGGUACCCUCUCUAUCACCGAGAAGGGCCCCGAGGGUCCCUUCGGCGAAAUGCACGGCUACGUCUUCCCUGGUGACGUCCAUCAGUGGCCAAAGUAUAAGGUCAACCGAAUCACCUACCGUAACGACCCCAUCCUCCCCAUGUCAUCUUGCGGCCGCUUAACUGAUGAGACGCACACGAUGAUCGGUUCUCUCGCCGCGGCUGAAAUCCGCAAGGUCUGCCAGCAAAACGGCCUACCCGUCACUGACGCAUUUGCUCCCUUCGAAUCUCAAGUGACAUGGGUUGCCCUGCGCAUCGACACCGCCCGUCUGCGCGAGAUGAAGACCACCUCUGCUGAAUUCCGCAAGCGCGUUGGCGACGUCGUCUUCAACCAUAAGGCUGGCUACACAAUUAACCGACUGGUCCUGGCCGGCGAUGAUAUUGAUGUGUAUAACGGCAAGGAUGUGAUGUGGGCUUUCUCGACGCGGUGCCGGCCUAGCCUCGAUGAGACGUUCUUCGAGGAUGUGCGUGGGUUCCCGUUGGUUCCGUACAUGUCGCAUGGUAAUGGGUCGCCGACGAUGGGUGGAAAGGUUGUUUCUGAUGCUCUGAUGCCGUCAGAGUAUACUACUGGACGGGACUGGCAAGCGGCUGACUUUGAGAACUCGUUCCCGGAGGACGUUAAGAAGAAGGUCCUUGAGAACUGGACGAAGAUGGGGUUCCGGGAGGAGUAG